AUGUCCGACAUGUUCACGAUGGUAAAUGAUUCCAGCAAAAGAAAUCAGGACUCAUCCUGUUCCUUAUCGUCUUUGGAAGAAGACAAUCUUGUUACUUAUGGAGUUAUCUACGAAUGUAAUGAUUACGCUGUUAGUGUAGGUGGCUUCGAAUGGUCUGCUCCAGUUGUACAGUGUGAUGCACCAGAAGCUGCUUCUGCUCUUGCUCUUGUCAUUCUUUUUUGUCUGGAGUCACCCGGAUUGUCUGGCGCUUAUGUAGAAAACAUAUCUAUAAUUUUCCCACUUUUCCCUGAACUCUAUUUCUCAGCGAAUCCAGAAACAAAUGUCGACAAUUAA
Necator americanus (New World hookworm) is the source of this 333-nucleotide messenger RNA. RefSeq lists its product as uncharacterized. The coding region runs from base 1 to 333 and encodes 110 amino acids. Lineage: Eukaryota; Metazoa; Nematoda; Chromadorea; Rhabditida; Ancylostomatidae. The transcript has a single exon. The record is from RefSeq and is a predicted model, not a curated record.